Messenger RNA from Ornithodoros turicata, 2328 nucleotides. RefSeq lists its product as uncharacterized. The transcript has 2 exons. Gene Ontology annotation, biological process: proteolysis. NCBI's taxonomy places the organism in Eukaryota, Metazoa, Arthropoda, Arachnida, Ixodida, Argasidae. The record is from RefSeq and is a predicted model, not a curated record. The coding region runs from base 28 to 1629 and encodes 533 amino acids. Gene Ontology annotation, molecular function: aspartic-type endopeptidase activity.
CAUCGGAAGAAUGCGAAUCAUCCGAAGAUGAACAUCAGGAUGAACAAGCCUCACCAACAAACAAAACAACUCAGGGAACGUGACAAGAUCCGUUACAUCACCAUGGGUCUACAGAGCGAGGCAACGAGGACCAGUCUCACUUCCUACUACAUGUCUACUGGAUGUGACUGUCUCACUCUGAUCAAGCUGGCACGACAGAUCGAACCUUCUCAGAAACACCGUGAUCCAAACUGGCGUCAACAAGGAGCCAAGCCAAAGGACUACACGAAGAAGGAACGUCAGCAAGGCUUUUCGUCCACAUCACAGCCUAAGUAUUCAUCUCGGCAAAAUGGUGAGAAACAUUCUCCUACUUCCACCAAAACAUCGGACAAAUCAAGCCUAAAAUACAAAGACCCAAAGGACUACACCAAACAUCAAGACAAAGACAAGAAACACAGCUACACUGCUUCAAUAAGACACGACUUACCAUCAGGACACCCCGUGAGACCCGUCAUUGAGAUUCUUGUAAACAACACACCGGUCGACGCCCUCGUUGACACGGGUGCAGACAUCUCAAUCUUAAGAAAACAGGAAGCAGAGCUUUGGGGUAUUAACAUAAAACCAUGGAGUGACUCAGCAAUGAUCGCCGUCGAUAACGAGUCCAUGCCGUUCGGCGAAGCCGUCGUGGAAGUGAAGUUAGCGAACACAACUGUUUCUCUUCAAGUUGCUAUCGUCACUAACAUCAUAUAUCCUUUCAUACUUGGUAGCGACUGGCGCACAUCUGCCAAGCUUGGAAUCACCGUUUGGCCUAAUGGACACGUCUCCAUCCAGUCACCUCCAAAGUCCCACCAGGAGAAGAUCUUCAACAGCAUGUUCUUAAAGAAAGACUUCCUCCAGGAACUUUCUCCAUCUCACGCUGAAGAAUUUCAACCCAUACAGGAAAGGAUCUUCUACAACACGACAUCCAAGGAUCAAGACACUUCGACAGACAUCAAAACACAUCACAUCCUUCACGCUUCCAACAACGUGCAAGUAAACAACAACAAAGCCUCGACAUCAACGUGUUCAUCAACACAACGUAAAUCUACACCAAGGAACUGUCCAUUCCCACUUCUCCCUGGCCCCAACAUCGUGGCACCCCAGGACGGCCCCAACAUCGUGGCAUCCCAGGACAAGGUGAAGAUACCAUCUCGUCAAGCAACAUCAGUCUCCGCAAGAACAAGUUCGUCAAACAGUUUUCCGGCGAACAGCAGUGUUUGUGAACGUGUUAGUGAAUUCCGCAAUGUUGUCGACCUUCAUAGAACACAGCCAUCACAGGUAUGUGAAAAUGUCAUGUUGCAUAACGACGAAAAGGAUGAGUCAUCUGACCUCUUGCUUGUGAAUACCGCACAAGUCAAUGACAUCAUUCCUUUGGAUAGGGUUGUUGUACGAGAGUCAGAUGCAAAAACUGAAGCACAGCAUGCUGAAAUCUUGAACUACUUGGACAAACUUAGAGACAAAGUAACCUCAGACAUAAAUGACAGCUUAAGAAACUCCAUGACAUCAUUCUUAAGCACGCGAACGUGUUUUCUAAGCAAAAGUAUGACAUCGGAUUUUGUCCAAAGACCGAACGUUGCAUCGAUCUCUCUGACAGCAUUCCUGUUCGCGUAAAGUAUUACCGCUACUCAUGGAAUGACAGAAAAUUCAUCAAGGAAGAAAUCGACAACUGGCUUAAAUUAGGUCUUGUUCGAAAAUCUGAGUCUCAUUACGCUUCCCCAGUUUUCGUUGUUGAUCAACCAUUCCAUCCGUCAACACCACGCAGACUUGUUGUUGACUACCGUAAGCUAAAUGGGAAAACCGUCAAAAGAGUGUAUAGUAUGCCUCGAAUUGAUGAUACUGUUGACAGAGUAGGGAAAUGCAAAUACUUUUCCACUAUGGACAUAAAGAAAGGUUACCUAAAUAUCAAAAUAAGGGAAUCUGACCAGCAUAAGACAGCUUUCAUUACACCUGACGGUCUUUACGAAUUCGUUCGAAUGCCUUUUGGUCCAACUGGUGCUCCCGCCACUUGGCAAGCAGUAAUGGAUGAAGCCUUUCAUUCCCUCAAGUGGAAGGACGUUGUAAUUGUCUAUUUCGAUGACAUCUGUAUCUACACUUCCACCAUAGACGAACAUCUCGAUGUUCUUGACCAAUCUAUGUCCAUACUGGAAAAUUAUGGUUUCAAAAUCGAGAUCAAUAAGUGUCAGUUCAUUCAGACCCAUAUAAAGUUUCUGGGUUACAUUGUAUCUCAUGAGGGUAAACUGCCAGAUCCGGAGAGGUCAGCUGCUGUUGACAAAUACCCCGAUACAUUGAACACAAUACAAGACGUAAAGA